Fopius arisanus is the source of this 392-nucleotide messenger RNA. Its product is annotated as histone H4. Gene Ontology annotation, cellular component: nucleosome. The transcript has a single exon. NCBI's taxonomy places the organism in Eukaryota, Metazoa, Arthropoda, Insecta, Hymenoptera, Braconidae. Gene Ontology annotation, molecular function: protein heterodimerization activity; structural constituent of chromatin; DNA binding. Gene Ontology annotation, biological process: nucleosome assembly. Bases 42 to 353 code for a protein of 103 amino acids. The record is from RefSeq and is a predicted model, not a curated record.
GCACUUUGUUUACUUGACGUGUCCUUCAAUCAUAAGACAAGAUGACUGGUCGUGGAAAGGGAGGAAAAGGAUUGGGAAAAGGAGGAGCUAAGCGCCAUCGUAAAGUUCUUCGUGAUAACAUCCAGGGAAUUACCAAACCAGCCAUCCGUCGUCUCGCUCGUCGAGGUGGUGUCAAACGUAUUUCUGGUUUGAUCUACGAAGAAACUCGUGGUGUCCUCAAGGUAUUCCUUGAGAACGUCAUCCGUGAUGCAGUCACCUACACCGAACACGCCAAAAGGAAGACUGUCACAGCUAUGGACGUUGUCUACGCAUUGAAACGUCAAGGUCGCACUCUCUACGGAUUCGGAGGUUAAAGUGUACCUACUCGACACAAAAACCGGCCCUUUUCAGGG